This is a messenger RNA of Octopus sinensis (East Asian common octopus), 2169 nucleotides long. RefSeq lists its product as uncharacterized. The transcript is spliced from 2 exons. Lineage: Eukaryota; Metazoa; Mollusca; Cephalopoda; Octopoda; Octopodidae. The coding region runs from base 517 to 2169 and encodes 550 amino acids. The record is from RefSeq and is a predicted model, not a curated record.
UGUAUAACAAGAGACGGCAACAGAAACGAUGUUCGUUGCUCAUCUUCUGUCACUGAUUUUACCAGAAUCAGUGAAGACACAGUCCUCGCCACCCUGCCCUUCCGAAAAAUGAUUCUUAUUAUCAACCCUUUAAGUUUGAGAAUCAAAAGAAUUCAGCUAGGAUUAAUCUUGGUUUCUUAUUUGGAACAUUCUACGCUUAUAGGUGUAGAAAUGUUUGGUCGGACCAUAUACGUCAUUGACUGGGAAGAGAAUAGAAUAAAAUACGAAUUCAUAACGAAAGAAACCCCUUCAGAUUGCUGUAGGAGCACAAAAUAAACUCUUAGUAUCCUUUUCCAAUAUUAACAGGGUUACCUGUUACAAUGUGGAUGGUCAGCAGUUAUUUGAGGUGGAUACAAAUUCCCUGGACAUUCCAAGCCACAUCUCUGUGUACCAAAACCAUUUUUAUGUCCUUCAGGGACAUAUUAUUUAUCGGAUAUCAGGUACAGGUGCUGUGACAACAAGAGAAAUUGGCAUGAAAUGCCGCCAUAUUUCUGUUGGCAAAGAAAACAUUUUUGUAAACGAUUAUUUGAUGUCCUUCAUAUCAUUGGAACAAAUGAAGACUUUUGGCCCAGGCAGUCAUAUAACCCCCAGCUAUGGACCCCAACAUUGAACAACUAUAUUUAUAUUGAGGAUUGCUACAACAUUACUAAUAUUCUACCUAUGUCUACAUCUUCUAUAUUAAUAAUUUACAAAAACAAGAAAGCUAAAUUAUUCACUGAUAACGGGGAAAUAAUUAACCAAAAUAAUUCAGUUUUCCUUGAGCCUCCUUCUUUCUGUUGUAGAAUAAACGCAAACAGAUUCCUGGUAUUUUAUUGUGAAAUGAAAGGAUUUCAGUAUAUCACCUGUCCUGAACUAAGAAAAGGCCCUUUAAUAAAGGUGCAAACUGGUUACAUGAAAAUAUGUCAUAUUGUAUCAAAUAAGUGUCUGGCUGUGACCACCACUGAAAACAAAAGUGAGGUCCAUAUCCUCUUGAUCAACGAAGAUAAAGUUGACAUUGCAGAAAGAAUUUCUCUGGGACAUCAUAAUGUCAGCAUUGCUGCAACUCCAAUUAAUUUUGUAGUUGUAGAUGGAAACGAAAAUAAAAUGGUAUUUUAUUCCACAUGUGGUGAAGAACUUUUUCAAAAAUACCUUCCAUUCUAUGGCCACCCUCAUCACAUUUACUCUGAUAAUGUUUAUUUCUAUGUCCUCUUCAGGAGACACUCUAUUCUCAGAUGUUACGAUCUAUAUGGACAAAUGAAGUGGCAGUGGGAACUGCCUUUCCCUGUUCACACUCACAUUGCUGUUUUCCAAGGAACUCUUUAUGUCCCGGACUCUCAACUCAACAGGGUUCUUCUUUACAAGUAUCAAGACCGGUCGUCUGCCUGCCUUUUACCCAUUAAAAAUCCUUACAUCAGAAAUCUAAAUCUACGACUCAAAGAAAAGGAGAAUGACCAAAAACUUGUCAUUGGAGAUGGAAGACAUUUGCAUUUUGUUGAUAUUGAUGAAAUACAUUCGAGUGUGAAGGAAAUAAAGAAAAUAAACAUACCUGAACUAUUAAUGGAGAGAAACGAAGAUGGAAAUUAUUCUGAUGGAAUCCUGGAAAUUAAAGUUACUGAUGGAGAUGUCAUCAUUGUCUUAAACACGAGAUUCAUCAUUUUCUUCAACAGAGGUGGUCAAUAUUUACAUUCAGUCAGACACUACAUGGAGGAUUUGGGGGGUGAUGAUGACACGAUGACAAUUGAUGACAGUUUUUUGUACAUUCAAUGUGGGUGGGAGAAAUCUUUACAUUUAUAUAAAUAUCGAAACAUUUUGUGUUUGACCCAGAAUGGGGAAUACAAGAGAAUAUUUUUAAAUAAAAGAAUUUAUAAAGAUAAAGUAGAUUUCUUCAGUAUAGACUGUAAAGGACCAAGGUUUGUUGGAAGCCCCUGGAAGGAAGAAAGGAAUGAAUUGUAUGUUGAAGGGUUGUUUAUGGUGAAUCGAGACAGCUUCCCAGUUGCUCGUUUACAAACAGACGAAUGUCCUGUUCAAGUAAAAGAUUUUGAUGUCUCUGAGGAAGGAAAGACAGUGUGUGUGAAAAAGCCAAUAAUGGAAAUGUUAAAAUAUUCGAUGAAGAUGGCCAGUUGCUACGUCACAGAAAUGUUGCAAGUUUAG